This is a messenger RNA of Epinephelus fuscoguttatus (brown-marbled grouper), 3524 nucleotides long. It is a transcript of the gene olfml3b, whose product is annotated as olfactomedin-like 3b. The record is from RefSeq and is a predicted model, not a curated record. The transcript has 3 exons. The coding region runs from base 85 to 1254 and encodes 389 amino acids. Gene Ontology annotation, biological process: signal transduction. Lineage: Eukaryota; Metazoa; Chordata; Actinopteri; Perciformes; Serranidae.
CUGCUGGCUCCUUCACACACACACACUCUCACUCAACUCCAGUCAAACUUUUUACAGGAGCUAAAGAGACUGAGCCGACACAAAAUGAGAGGACUUGUUGUCUUGGUUACUUUGGCCUGCUUUGCCAGUGCUCAGCACCAAGCACUGAUUGACUACUUGGAGCGGAGGCUGCUCGCUAUUGAGGACCGGAUCUCCCUGUGGCAUGAACAGACCGCCCGUUACGCCUCAGAGCUGCGGGAGCUAAAGCAACAGAUGGUUUCCCAGCUGGAGAACCUGGAUAAAGAGAAAGAGAUACUGAGGACGAGUCUGGAUGGUGUGGGGACCAGGGUGGACCGGGUUGAGCGUGAGCUAGACUACCUGGAGACUCAGAACGGAGCUCAGCCAUGUGUGGACGUGGACGACAAGCUGAUAGAGCAGCAAGUGACGCUGGUAGAGGAGAAGCAGAAGGCCAAGUAUUCAAAACUAUCAGACUGCAGCGACAUGAUCUCCAGCAUAAAAGCCAUGAAGAUCCUGAAGCGAGUCGGAGGGCCAAAGGGCACGUGGACCAAAGACACCAGCAGGGGCUCUGGGAAGAUCUACAUUUUUAACGGGACAGAUGAAGACACCAUCCAUGAGUUUGCAACUGUACAAGACUUCUCUCGCUCACUGGGCCUGUCUCUGUCCAAGGACCUGAAGCUGCCGUCUGCCUGGAAGGGGACCGGACAUGUUGUCUUCAACAAUCAUGUGUAUUAUAUAAAUCAGGCUGAUGAGAUAAUGGUGGUUAAAUAUGACAUAAAGAACAACUCUUUGAAAGACAGCGCAGUGUUCCCAGUGCAGGACCACGUCCCAGUGUACGGCCUGACCCCUGAGACAGUGAUGGACCUGGCUGUGGACGAGGAAGGCCUGUGGGCCAUUUAUGCCACACGGCAGAACGAGAGGUACAUCUCUCUGGCGAAAAUGGAUGCCAACUCUCUGGACAUCGAGCAAAUGUGGGACACAAACUGUCCGAGGGAGAACGCGGAGGCAGCUUUUGUCAUCUGUGGCACUUUGUAUGUCGUGUACAACACCAAGCAGCCUGGUCGCUCACGUGUCCAGUGUGUGUUUGACGUCAAUGGUAUGGUGACCAAUGAAGAUGCACCACUAGUUUACUUUCCAAAGCGUUACGGAGCCCACUCCAGUCUGAAAUACAACCCACACGAGCAGCUGUUGUACGCCUGGGAUGAUGGCUACCAGAUUCUGUACAAGCUUAUCAUGAAAAAGAAACUAGAAAUUUGAGUUACAUAAUACACCACAACAUCCUCCCAAAACUCCCACAAACAAACCCAAACCCCAUUAAAGUACCAAACCAGUGCUUUAGCUCCUUAACCGCAAAUCAUGUGCACUGCUGACCAUUUUAAUGCAUAAUGUAGAAUACAGAUUAAUGUGCCACUGGGGUCCAUACAGUGUAAAAAUAAAUCUUGAAACUUUAACCGUGUAAUCCAGAGACCAUCAAGUAAUACCUGUUUUUUCAGUUUCAUUAUUGCGGUGUGGUACAUGAAAGUUUAAGUCCAGACUGUUUGAAGUCUCAAUAAUUACAGAACAUUUUUUAAACAUUUGUGCACUGUGACAACUCAAGCAAGUUUCAAGAGUUUGCAACCCAUUUAAAAUGAAAAAAAGAAUAUUUAAGUAAUUAUAAUGAGAAACUUUCAUAAAACAAUGACUUAGUAUUUCAGAUACUUUGUCAGAUUCUUAGUAUAUCAGAUACUGACUCAUUACUUUAAGAUAGAGGCAUUAUUUUAUGAUACUGAGUCAUUAUUUUAUGAUAACAAUUCAUUAUUUUGGAAUACAGAGUGAUUAUUUUCAUAUCAUUUCUAAUUAGAAUCAGUUAUUAUAAUCAUUUUCUUUUAUCACACUGGCAGAAAUGGGUUCUAUUAUCGCAUGUAAAUGAAUGGAAAGGGUUGGAGGGAAGGAAAAGUAAGUUCAAAAGUCUCCAGCACUCCAACAUGGUGUGCAAAAUGGUCAGCAGUGAUGUGAUUUGUAAUCAGUCAGCUAAACAUGCAAUAUCACCAGUGUGGGCUUUGAGUCUGAAUCACAUAAAGCCUUAAAAAGUUCAUUGAUGCUGGAUUGCUGAGCUGCAUCUGUAAACUCACACUUUUAGAUGUUAACAUUGGACAUAUAUUUCCACAUUUAAAAAGGUAUCAUGUGACUUCUUUAUCUGAGGCACAUUUUGUCAUCACUGCCAAACAGUUAUUUCUAAUCAAACUGCACUGCCUUUCCAUUUUAUCAGUUAUAUCUGUGCCUACUGGUGCAUCAACUCAAUGCACUUACCUGUGAUCUUUUGUGUUAAAUCAGCCAAGCACUUAUCUUUUUUUGUCAAUAUACAGGACGCAGGACACAUCAUACUUUAUUGGACCACUCACUUAAACCUCAAUACCUGUGCGUCUACUUAACCUGUCAUUUUGCUGUCUGAAUAAAUGUUAAUAACAUAUAUCCUGUAGCAGUGCUGAGUGCAUAGAAACACUCUUGUUUGUUGGUCAGGUGAAUUCAACCUGAGUUUCUAGUCAAAUGUACCCUCCUGCGAUUGCUCACUCAUAACAGUAUGUGUGGCAUCUAUUUAACUUUUAUCACUUUACAUAAAAGACAAUGCAUAGUUCUUAAGAUAGCAUUAAAAAAAUAAACAUUUCUUCAGUUAUGCCUCAAAGUUCAUUCAGCAGCUUUAUUAACUCGUCAGUCUUUUAACAUUUCUAGUACACAUUGUUUUAAUUUACCAGCUGUCAUAAUCAAAAUAUUUAUGGGGUUGUCUCACAUAAGUCAUUUCACACAAGUCGAGCACAUAUGGAUUUUGUGCUAUUAACAUUUUACUAAAUGAAAUUAAUAAAAUUAACAUAGAGCACCACUAUUUGAAUAACGCCUCUCAUGCAAUGCAAUUGUUUAUUAAUUUAUAUCUGAAUAUAACAUAUCUAUUUUUUACUGCUCAUUUUCUACUAUCUUUGCAGAAAUGGCCUCUAAUUCUUGUUCAUUAUGGAAAUAAAAUGGCAAACUACACCCGUUAACACUAGGGCUCUGUCUCCUACUAUGUACAGGAUAUGCAGAUAUGAGCAUAAUAAAGCCACUAUGUGUAAGAUUUAAACAUUUUAGACUUUGGCACUCCCAAGUGGUACAGUAGCAUCAAAAAGACACUGUGGCAGACAGCAAUGCAUUACUUUCCCUGUGAUUCAGAUUAUCUGUGCUAUCUUUUUGUCUCUGUUCAUCUUUUCUUGAUUUCAACCUUCUUGCAUUGACCGACGUGACGUCUAAAUAUGGCGCGACUAAUAAAGACUUAUUUAGUUGGAAGUCUGUUGGUUGAUUGGUAUUUCAUUGGAGUGUUUUUUAACUUUUAAAACACUAAUUUUAUUUAUUUAAUUUUUUACCUAAUUUUACCUUAUAGCUCAAGUUAAUCAUCUAAUUUUACAUACUUGAACCUUUUUUUGUCUUGAAAACUUAACAUCUCUUUUGCUGUACUUUUCCUGUGCUUUCUGUAGUUUCAACUCAAACUGUCAUGCACUUCUUCACAUAAUGUGACUUAA